Messenger RNA from Procambarus clarkii (red swamp crayfish), 3195 nucleotides. Its product is annotated as adhesion G-protein coupled receptor G2. Lineage: Eukaryota; Metazoa; Arthropoda; Malacostraca; Decapoda; Cambaridae. The record is from RefSeq and is a predicted model, not a curated record. Gene Ontology annotation, cellular component: membrane. Gene Ontology annotation, molecular function: G protein-coupled receptor activity. Gene Ontology annotation, biological process: cell surface receptor signaling pathway; G protein-coupled receptor signaling pathway.
UUUCACUUCACCCGCCGGGAGUAGAGGACGGUCUGUCGAGUGCUGUGCUUGUCUUACUGAAUGACAUAAACGUUUGUGGAUAAAGUGUAACACUGAAGCAUCAUUGUUGACCUCGACGUACACCGAGACUCCCCUGGGAACCACCACACCAAGGACGACUGUGUCUCCUCCUCAGCCUCCUCACCAGAAGCUGUCAACCGCGUCUUCAGAGACCCGAAACCCGACGCCGUGAUUGGUCCUUUCUUCUGACGUCAUCCUUUCCUCUGCUCUCAUUGGCUCAAUGAACCUGACGUCACUAACGGAGGCUACGUGAAUGGUGCUUUUGAUUUAUUUUCUGCAGAUAGAGCUGCAUUAUAUUGCAUUAAUGAAAUUGUGGAACGUGAUGGAACCGUGCUAAGUAGGAUAUUUAAUUUUGUAUUGAAACGCAGAGGAAUUUAUUACGAAUGAUGAUGAAACCUAAACACAUGUGGCAAUCAGAAGUGGGAGGAGCCUAGUGAGGCGCCAGACUACACGUGGGUUAACAAUUUCGGCAAGAAUCAGUAGAGGCGCAGCUGGCUCGCUGGGAGGACGUGUACAACGCAGCUCCGCGCAUCCUCUCCUGUUGUGAAUGUGUGUGUUUCGCUAACUGUACCGCGUGCAGUGACAGAAACUUAACAAACAUGGCAGAAAAGUUAAUGCUUCUAGUAAUGGUGACGUGCCUCAUAGGACUGUGUGCAGGCUUUGAGUACUCGGAUUUAGUGGCUAUUAACGCGACAUGUGCGCCCAAAGACACUUGUAUUGUUGACAAGGGCCCCCGCGUGGGCGACUCAAAUGACUGGAAGGAAAGGAACUGUUUUUGUGAUGAUCUUUGUGGUGAAUAUGGCGACUGUUGCCUGGACGCCCACGCGUACAAUGUCGACCAGCAGAAGAGGCCAGGCCACUAUGAGUGCGUGCACCUGAAGCAGUUUGGCGACCUGUACAUGCGAGGGACUUGCAUGGCGGGCUGGGAGGACCUGGAAAUUGCAAUGUUGUGUUCGAGUGGCACUCCAGACUCCAGCUCGGAUCGCAGAGACCCCCUGGUUGACCUACCUGUGACCAGCCUCGACUCUGCCGUCACCUACACCAACUUCUACUGCGCCGUCUGCAACAAGGACUCCAGCUCCCUGGAGAUGUGGAAGCCGCGUCUGGAGUGUCCCACUCUCGCCAGUUACCACUCCCGCUUCAGGAAUCUGACGAUGGAGUAUGUCUCGUCUAAUCUGAUCUUCAAUGACGAAAACUGGGGACUCUAUAUUGAUGACAAUGGAGUUGAGGUCUUCCACACCUGCUUCAUAGACCCUGUGUUGCCGGAAACUGUUCUACAUUUAGUGAGGCCUUGCAAGAAGAUGACCAAGACCUGUGCCUCUAAUUGGACGGAUACAGAUGUAGAAAACCUCUGCCAUUCGUACACCGCUGUGGUGUACAAUUUCGAACAUGUCUAUAGAAACCCUCACUGCGCUGUGUGCAACUAUGUACCCAAAAACUACACUUGCUUCUAUAGGAUAUUGACAAGAUUUUAUUUCGGCGACGAGUUUAAUCCAAGUGCAUUUUCUCUGCUGUUUGACUUUGUAGACACGAGUGGCGGCAACGUGGUGGGGUCCACCUCUGUGUGCAGGCCGGGGGAAGUGUUUGACCCGUUCUUUAAGAAGUGUAGGAAUGUGGUGUGUGGUAAAGCUAACCAAGAAUACAGGUUCGGUCGUUGUAUUGACAUCGGUGUCGCCAGUGACCCAGCUGGGGACGAGGUCUCGACAAGCUCGUCAACAACCACUGCAACUACAACCUCAUCCACAACCACCACAACUACAAGCUCGUCCACAACCACCUCAAGUGCUACGUCUCCAACGACCAAGCCACUGAAUACCAGCACAGAGAAAGCUGGCCUGGAAGACAUAUCCCUAACCACCGUUGAGCCUUCAGACAUGGCUACAACAGUCUCCCUGAACACAACAGUUGUGACAAUAAUCAAGGAAGUGUUGACGGGUUCCACAAACACGAGCAGAGAGAGAGCCCAAACGCUGACGUGCGAGAGGUUCCUGCUGCCUGCUGACGAGUUCACGAUGAGUGCCAACGGUACUGUGGUGGUUGAGAAGUACCGUCGGACCUACCAGCCUCACGAGUAUGAACAAACGGAAGGCGGCAUUCUCAUCUGCAUCAUCCAGCCAGAAACAGACAAGUUCUCUCGCAUGAUGGGCUGGGUGUCGCUGGCCGGACUCGGCCUCUCCUGUGUGUGCCUUCUAUUGCACUUGAUUGCAUUUUUGAUCGUUCCAGAUCUAAGAAACCUGUCUGGAAAGAACCUGGCUUCUCUUUGCCUAGUUCUCCUAGCCGCAUACACUACCUUCAUACUGAGUGUAUUUGGGGAACCAGGCAAGAGAGAGUGCUUCAUCCUGGCAGCCGCCAUGUACUACUUCUUCCUCUCAUCCUUCUGCUGGAUGAACGUGAUGGCAUUCGACAUCUGGAGGACGCUGAAGUUAGCAACGUCAGAGCUUCGAGUAACUGUAGGUGGACAGUGGAGCAAGUUUAUAUUAUACUGCAUCCACGGGUGGCUACUGCCCGCUGCUGCUCUCUCUGUGCUGGUGACCCUCGACCUGGUGCGCCCUGACGGCCUCCCUCAACACUACUUCCCCACCCUGGGAGAACGUUGGUGUUGGUUUGGACAACGUAAAGCUCUUCUGGUGUUCUUUGCGGCUCCACUGGUGACAAUAAUGUUGGUCAAUUUAGUGUUCUUCAUCUUCUCUGCAGGAAUAAUCGCCGAAACAACACAGUCAACCGCGAAAAUGACCUCAUGUUCGCCGCACCAGAGCCAGUUCAAGCUGUACAUGCGUCUGGCGCUGCUGAUGGGUCUGACUUGGAUCAGCGGCAUCGUAGCGGGCUACCUGCAGCUGGAGCCCAUCUGGUACGUGUUCGUGCUGCUGAACACACUGCAAGGCGUCUUCAUCUUCCUUGCCUUCACGUGUACGCGGAAGGUGUGGCGCGUGGCGGCAGGAGGGUGCUGGAGGCGUGUGGUGCUGGCGCGCAGCUGCGCCCCCUGGGUGGCCAGGAGUCCCUCCUCCAGCAGGCAGGGGCUCGAAUCCCGCGACUCUCACGACUCUCAGCUUUCACACGCUUCCCAUACCUCCGCCACGCACCUCACCUCCACCGCCUCCCGCACCACAGUCGACGCUUUCUAGUGCGUCUCGCUCA